This is a messenger RNA of Owenia fusiformis, 1599 nucleotides long. The record is from the annotation of a GenBank genome assembly. NCBI's taxonomy places the organism in Eukaryota, Metazoa, Annelida, Polychaeta, Sabellida, Oweniidae.
AUUUUUAUUGGAUUUUACUGUUAGAAAGGCCUAAUUCUUGCUUUGAUGUGAACACUUAAGAUAUAUUAAUGUUCUGGCAUGGGUCUAUUCUAUGUGAAUAAUUUGCUGCAAUUUCGAUUUGCCGAGUUGAUAAUUAUUUUAGAAAUAUGCUGAAAAAGCUUAGAAAGGCUUUCAAAGGCAAGGCAAGUUCAAACUCAACCAGCACAAGAAAAAGGGGGAGAGAGCGGAAUAAUGGCGAGGACAGCGUUAAAUCGUCUGAUACUUUACGGGAGAAGCCGCGCCUAUCUGUGAACGCAGAGACCCAAACUGAACCCGAUAAUAGAGAACCGUUUGGAUGUUGCAGUUCCUUACAGACUCUCAAUACUCUGAGCAGUGGUAUCGGAGGAUCACAACCGGACCUCCUCUCAUCUCCAUAUGGGAGUAAUAUCAGUAUCCACCACCACCACCACACGUAUCACUACAGUACGUAUGGGCCUCAUUCUAACUUUAGGGCCCAGACUAGCGUAACAGAGAACACGUACCAUGUAGAUAACACAAGUUUCCAUGAUGCCUCUCGAACAAGCAUUCACAAUAUUUAUGAUAGUCAAAAUAUUCAAAUUGGCGAUGGCAAUGUUAUCACACGUGAUACAAACGAGGACAAAAAAGCUGAUUGGCGGUAUUACCCAAAUCGUGGUACUAAUGGGGGUUACUAUAGCGACGACGAUGGAGGCGGCUAUGUUGUCGAUGAUAUGACAACACCUAUUUACACCAGCUCUCCGAAGGCAUCACCCAGACAUCUCAACAAUGAUGAUGACUACCAUAACACGAAAAGGCCCGAAGAAUUCAAUGGCGUGUAUGAUGGUGUUGGCUAUGGAACGGAACGAGAAUUCGAAAACAAGGUGUAUGGUUUAAACCCAAGUUUAAGGGAGCAGAUGAUUACAUCUUCCCCACCCCCAUUGAAAAAGUAUUCAAACCUGGAGCGAGCAUCGAGUUUGAACGCAAUUUGGAACCCAAAUACAGGGAACCAAUCAUGUGGCAUUGGUGCACGACCAAAGGACUCAUUCGCUGGUCGCUCUGUCGAAAGACCCGUGCGUCAGGAUGAAAGAGCGUUCAUUAUUCCAAGGCCUCAGCUGAAAAAGAAUUGCUCCAACGUGUCUUUAGCAGAAAGUCUGAAAGCAUAUGCUGAAAGCACGACUCAUGACAUCACUAAGAUUGGAUCAACUGAAUCCAUUAACAGACAGCAUGUGCUUCAAAGAAGCGAGACCAGUUUAGAUGAAACCUCAAAUAAACACUGGGAGGACAUCGUACAGCGCCGUCAGGAGCAGUCUCGGAAGAAAGCUGCAUUCCUCAGCAAUCCUGAUGUAGCUCGAGCAGUUGGAUGGAAUUCCGCUUGGCCAUCUGUUGAUAGAACGAAAGCUAAAAGCUUGGCAACAUUAACAGGGCCAGGAAAUCUUUACACGAUUGGCGAGUGGGAGACAGCUGUGUAGAGUACCUAUUAAGUCUGGGGAUGUCCUUCUAGAUAGUUUAAUACUGCCAGUAUGCUGCUAAGAUAUGUUUCAGCUAUAUAUUGUAUUGUAUUUUAUUUAACACCAAUGAAGGUGAGCAAUACCUCUUGGGUAU